Messenger RNA from Dreissena polymorpha, 2286 nucleotides. RefSeq names its product histidine--tRNA ligase-like. Gene Ontology annotation, biological process: histidyl-tRNA aminoacylation; mitochondrial translation. Lineage: Eukaryota; Metazoa; Mollusca; Bivalvia; Myida; Dreissenidae. Gene Ontology annotation, molecular function: ATP binding; histidine-tRNA ligase activity. Gene Ontology annotation, cellular component: cytoplasm; mitochondrion. Bases 506 to 2053 code for a protein of 515 amino acids. The record is from RefSeq and is a predicted model, not a curated record. The transcript has 17 exons.
CAAGUCACACGUUUGCUGAAAGCAAUAUAUCUUUGUUAAAACACAACAGCACGGCGUAUGUUAGCGGAAAUCUUUUAGAAAAGUUUAUAUUCAUCUGUACUGAAAUGUAAGAACAUCAACAGCGAGUGUUAAGAUUAAUAUUUCUACACAAAUUUAAUUUCAAUCGAAUGGCAAAAGGCUUACAUAUUCACAAGCAAGGGACGCUACUCUGGUGGAUUUUCUGACGAAAUUUGGUUGUAAGCCAACAUUUCUCAUGGGCGCGGCCAUAUUGGAUUUUUCAACACCGGCGACUGACAUAUUUUCUCUCUUUUCUUAUUAAAUACUAAAUAUGGAAGAAACCCGCGAGCAAAUCCAGGAACAGAUCAAACAUCAAGGAGAAUUAGUUCGCAAAUUGAAAGCUGACAAGGCAGAUAAAGAUGUGAUGUGCUGAUUGGAUUUUCUCUUCAUUUGCAUAUCUACUGUGGCCCCUCCUACAUUGAUCAUCUAUAUUCUUUCGUUUGAUAAAAUGGUGUUGCCUUUGUGCUCGUUCCACCGUCAACUGUUACUGUGUCGACGUUUGAAACUAUCACCAUGGCUGCGCUGUUACUCUGAUUCGCAGAUAUCUCAAGAAGUGGCCAAGCUGUUGGAGUUGAAGGCAAAACUUGGAGAUGAGCCUGCUAAAAAAUUUGAUCUUAAAUGCCCAAAGGGCACGAGAGACUACAAUCCCAUUCAAAUGGCAAUCCGAGAGGGGGUGUUUAACACAAUUAUAAAGUGCUUUAAACGUCACGGGGCUGAGACCAUAGACACACCAGUGUUUGAGUUGAAGGCCACAUUGACUGGGAAGUAUGGUGAAGAUGCCAAGCUGAUCUAUGACCUGAAGGACCAAGGGGGAGAACUCUUGUCACUUAGAUACGACCUCACAGUACCAUUUGCCCGUUAUUUAGCUAUGAACAAAAUCAACGCCAUAAAACGAUAUCAUAUCGCCAAAGUCUACAGACGGGACAACCCUGCCAUGACAAGGGGCAGAUUUAGGGAGUUCUACCAGUGUGAUUUUGAUAUAGCUGGCCAGUAUGAUCCAAUGCUGCCAGAUGCAGAGUGUGUAAAGAUUGUGGUAGAGAUUCUGUCCCAGCUGGAAAUUGGCGACUACAAAAUACGAGUCAAUCACCGAAAGUUGUUGGAUGGAAUGUUUGCUGCCUGUGGAGUUCCAGAGGACAAGUUCAGAACCAUUUGUUCAGCUGUUGAUAAACUUGAUAAGACGUUCUGGGCCGAUGUGAGAGCAGAGAUGAUUGAUGAAAAGGGACUCGACCCCCAGGCAGCUGACAAGAUUGGAUUCUUUGUGAAAUUCAGUGGAGGUCUGGAUGUGAUUGAGGAGCUGUUGAAGGAUGCCAGCCUGGCCACUCAGAAGGAGGCAGUGGAGGGACUGCAGGAAAUGAAGCUGCUGCUGCAGUAUUGUGAAAUGUACAAAAUAGCAGACAAGGUGGUGUUUGACUUGAGUCUGGCCCGAGGUCUGGACUACUACACAGGGGUGAUUUAUGAAGCCUGCUUGCAAGGUUACACCCAUCAGCCGACCAGCCCUGCUAGCGGUCAGGAGGAGGAGUCUGUUACCGUGGGCAGUGUUGCUGGGGGCGGUCGCUAUGACAAUCUUGUUGGCAUGUUUGACGCCAAGGGCAAGAAGGUCCCCUGUGUAGGCGUCAGCAUUGGAAUUGAGCGAAUAUUUGCCAUCAUGGAGCAUAAGGCUUUGGCAACAAACUUGAAGAUUCGAACCACAGAAACAGAGGUUUAUGUUGUGUCUGCUCAGAAAAAUCUGGUAGAGCACCGUCUGCGUCUCUGUCAGGAACUCUGGGAUGCAGACAUCAAGACGGAGCAGUCGUACAAGAAAAACCCCAAGCCCCUGGACCAGUUCCAGUACUGUGAAAGCAAUGGGAUCCCUCUGUCUGUAAUCAUUGGCCAGUCGGAGAUAGAGAACAAUGAAGUCACACUGAAAAAUACCCUCACCCGCGUAGAGAGAAAGGUCUCGAGAGAUGCGUUAGUACAAGAAAUCAAGAAAGAGCUGGCCCAACUCAAGUCACAGUAAGAAGUGGAGGGCCAAUAAUCAACAGGGCCUAUAAGAAUCUAGACAGAAUCAGCAAAACUUAAUCUUUAAGACUCUUUUUUUAUUGUUAAAAUGGCAUUUUGUGUGUCAUUUGAGAUACCUUAGAUGUAUGUUGGAUGUAAUAUGUGUCUGUAGAAUUUUUCUCUACAGAUGUGAUCUGAUGAGUAUAUUGUGAAUUCUUCUUCUUAAACUGCAAUAAAUGUCUUGAAAAGAAA